Molecule: messenger RNA, 2694 nt
Organism: Eurypyga helias (sunbittern)
Lineage: Eukaryota; Metazoa; Chordata; Aves; Eurypygiformes; Eurypygidae
Gene: SFMBT2
Product: Scm-like with four mbt domains 2
Exons: 20
Coding region: 1-2694 (897 amino acids)
Biological process (GO): regulation of DNA-templated transcription
Cellular component (GO): nucleus
Molecular function (GO): transcription corepressor activity; histone binding
Source: RefSeq, a predicted model, not a curated record
AUGGAGACAAGAGCGUCUUUCAUCGCUGCCAUGCAAGACACCCAGCAUCUCUCCCCAGAGAAGGGUCAGAGCCCGGCCAACGGCAGCAUGGAGCAGUUUGAUUCAGAUGAGGGAUCCAGCAUUGAGGACGCAGACUUCAACUGGGACGAGUUUCUGGAGGAAACAGGAGCUAGUGCUGCUCCCCACACCUCCUUCAAACACGUUGAAAUCAGCCUUCAAAGCAGUUUCCAACCAGGAAUGAAAUUAGAAGUGGCCAACAAGAGCAAUCCGGACACAUACUGGGUGGCUACGAUCAUUACAACAUGUGGACAGCUCUUACUGCUUCGUUACUGUGGCUAUGGAGACGACCGCAGGGCGGAUUUCUGGUGUGACGUGAUGACGGCAGAUCUUCACCCCGUUGGCUGGUGUACGCAGAAUAACAAGGUCCUGAUGCCUCCAGAUGCAAUCAAAGAGAAAUACAUGGACUGGACGGAGUUUCUCAUACACGAUUUGACCGGCGCCCGGACUGCACCUGCAAAUUUACUGGAAGGCCCUCUGCGAGGAAAAAACCCUGUAGACCUCAUUACAGUUGAUUCCUUAAUAGAGCUGCAGGAUUCCCAGAAUCCCUUUCAGUACUGGAUAGUUAGUGUGGUUGAAAAUGUUGGAGGAAGAUUACGCCUUCGCUAUGUGGGAUUGGAGGAGACUGAAUCCUAUGACCAGUGGUUGUUUUACUUGGAUUGCAGACUUCGACCAGUCGGUUGGUGUCAAGAGAAUAAAUACAGAAUGGACCCACCUGCAGAUAUCUAUUCUCUGAAGACUAUAUCUGAGUGGAAAUGCGCUCUGGAAAAAUCCCUUAAUGAUGCAGCAAAUUUUCCUCUUCCAAUGGAAGUGUUCAAGGACCAUGCUGAUUUGCGAAACCACUUCUUUAGUGUGGGGAUGAAGCUGGAGGCAGUGAAUGUGAGGGAGCCGUUUCAUCUCUGUCCUGCAUCAGUGAGCAAGGUUUUUAACAAUCAUUAUUUACAAGUGACCAUUGAUGACUUGAGACCUGAACCCAGCAAAAUCUCAAUGCUUUGCCAUGCGGAUUCCUUAGGGAUCUUGCCAGUACAGUGGUGCCUUAAAAACGGAGUCAAUCUCACACCUCCCAAGGGUUACUCUGGCCAGGACUUCGACUGGGCAGACUACCAGAAGCAGUGUGGAGCGGAGGCAGCGCCUCACCUGUGCUUCAGAAACACAUCCUUCAGCCGUGGCUUUACUAAGAACAUGAAGCUGGAGGCAGUGAACCCCAGGAACCCUGCAGAGAUAUGUGUCGCUUCUAUCACCUCAGUUAAAGGACGAUUAAUGUGGCUUCACCUUGAAGGUUUACAGAUGCCCUCUCCAGAGUACAUAGUUGAUGUAGAAUCUAUGGACAUUUUCCCCGUUGGCUGGUGUGAAGCGAAUGCUUAUAACCUAACUCCACCACACAAAGCUGUUUUGCGAAGGAAGAGAAGAAUUGCAGUUGUGCAACCAGAAAAACAGUUACCAUCCACAGUGCCUGUUGAGAAAAUACCUCAUGACCUCUGCCCGGUUCCUCAAACAGACACAACAGGCACCAUCAAUGGGAGAUACUGCUGCCCGCAGCUCUACAUCAACCACCGCUGCUUCUCAGGUCCAUAUUUAAACAAAGGCAGAAUAGCAGAGCUACCUCAGUCUGUCGGGCCUGGCAAGUGCGUGCUAGUCCUCAAAGAGGUUCUAAGCAUGGUGAUCAAUGCAGCUUACAAGCCAGGGAGUGUUUUACGAGAACUGCAGCUAGUGGAAGACCCUCAGUGGAAUUUCCAAGAGGAAACACUUAAAGCAAAAUACAGAGGGAAGACAUACAGGGCGACUGUUAAGAUUGUGCGGACGUCGGAUCAGGUAGCGGACUUCUGCAGAAGAGUCUGUGCGAAGCUGGAGUGCUGCCCCAACUUGUUCAGUCCUGUGCUGGUGGCUGAAGUCUGCCCAGAGAACUGCUCCAUUCAUACUAAAACCAAGUACACUUAUUAUUAUGGUAAGAGGAAAAAAAUCAUUAAGCCACCAAUUGGGGAAAAUAACAACGUGAAAAGUGGGCAUGUCAAGCCAGCCAGACGCAGAAAAAGGCGGAAAUCCAUCUUUGUGCAGAAGAAAAGGAGGUCGUCAGCUGUCGAUUUGAAUGCUGCAGGCUCUGCAGAGGAGAGCGAAGAUGAUGAGCCGGACGUGAUGGAGGAUGAGACGGGAAGCGAAGAAACCAGCUCAGAGCUCCGGGAUGACCAGACAGAUACCUCCUCUGCCGAGGUCCCCUCUACCAGGCCCCGGCGAGCAGUCACCUUGCGGAGCAGCACCGAGUCAGACCGACCUCCUCCCACGGAGAGAGCCCGACGGAACCGGAGGUCCCAGCCCCACUCCUACCGUGAGGCGGAGAAGCGCAUGCAAGUCAAGGAAGUGAGUAUGCCUGAAAUUAAGCAAGAAGAGGAAGAGAAGCUCAUCCUGGACAGUAAUCCAUUGGAGUGGACUGUGACUGAUGUCGUGAGGUUUAUUAAACUGACUGACUGUGCACCCCUCGCCAAAAUAUUUCAGGAGCAGGACAUCGAUGGCCAAGCCCUUCUGUUGCUGACACUGCCCACGGUGCAGGAAUGUAUGGAGCUGAAGCUAGGUCCAGCCAUCAAACUGUGUCACCAGAUCGAGCGAGUAAAAGUUGCUUUCUAUGCACAAUACGCCAACUGA